AUGGCAUCCUUGCCCAUAUCGAGACACGGCCGGAACGAUUCCAGGACAGGAACGCCGGCGUCCGGCACCUUUGCGCCCUCUUUCAUAAAAUCCGAACCCAUAAGGCCAAGCUUCGACGCGGUCAAGGGGAUUGAAGGCGAGAAUGACUUUUCUGGCAAGCGCUAUGUCUGGUUGAAGGACCAAAAGACAGCGUUCGUCAAGGGGUGGGUCGUCGAGGAGCUCGACAAUCAGCGAAUCUUGGUCCAAUGCGACGAUGGGAGUCAACGAGAAGUCGACCUAGAGAGUGUCGAUAAGGUUAACCCCGCCAAGUUCGACAAGGCAAACGAUAUGGCCGAGUUGACGCACCUGAACGAGGCGUCGGUGGUUCACAACCUCCAUAUGCGCUACCAGUCUGACCUCAUAUAUACCUACUCCGGCCUUUUCCUUGUCACCGUCAAUCCUUACUGUCCACUCCCGAUUUACACGAACGAGUACAUUAAUAUGUACAAGGGCCGGAGUCGGGAAGACACGAAGCCGCACAUCUUUGCCAUGGCCGAUCAUGCCUUCCGGAAUCUAGUCGAUGAAGGAGAAAACCAGAGUAUUCUGGUAACUGGAGAGUCCGGUGCUGGGAAGACUGAAAACACGAAAAAAGUUAUCCAGUAUCUCGCUGCUGUUGCCCAUUCCGACUCCUCAGUUAAGAACAGGUCUCAGCACUCCAGUCUUUCUCAACAGAUUCUUCGGGCUAACCCGAUUCUUGAAUCCUUCGGAAAUGCCCAAACCGUCCGUAAUAACAACUCCUCACGUUUCGGCAAAUUUAUCCGCAUCGAAUUCACUCGAACAGGUUCCAUCGCGGGUGCCUUCAUCGACUGGUACCUCUUAGAAAAGUCUCGUGUUGUGAGGAUCAAUGCCAACGAGCGCAACUAUCAUAUUUUCUAUCAGCUCUUGAAUGGUGCAGAUAGCAGGAUGAAGCGCGAGUUCCUCCUGGAUGGCCUCCAUGUCGACGAUUUUGCCUACACCCGUGGUGGACAGGAUACCAUUGUUGGUAUUUCUGACAGAGAAGAGUGGGAUGCCCUCCUCGAGGCAUUUUCGGUAAUGGGAUUCUCGGAUAAGGAACAAAGCUCCAUCCUACGAACAAUCGCUGCAGUCCUGCACUUGGGCAACAUCUCUGUCGUAAAAGAAAGCCGGAUGGCAGAUCAAGCUCGGCUGGCGUCUGACGGAGAGCAGCAAGCCUCCAAGGUCUGCCAACUCCUUGGAAUUCAGCUUGAGCCCUUCCUCCAGGCCCUCUUACACCCCAAGGUCAAGGCCGGCCGGGAAUGGGUGGAGAAGGUCCAGACGCCCGAGCAAGUCCGACUUGCUCUUGAUGCUCUCGCCAAGGGUAUCUACGAGCGAGGGUUUGGCGAUCUCGUCACCCGGAUAAACCGACAAUUGGACCGCACAGGGAUGGGCAUGGACGACUCGCAUUUUAUUGGCGUGCUCGAUAUUGCCGGUUUUGAAAUCUUCGAGGAGAAUAGCUUCGAGCAACUCUGCAUCAAUUAUACGAACGAAAAGUUGCAGCAAUUCUUCAACCAUCACAUGUUCGUGCUCGAACAAGAGGAAUAUGCCAGAGAACAGAUUGAGUGGCAAUUUAUCGACUUUGGCCGAGACCUACAGCCCACCAUCGACUUGAUUGAGCUCCCGAACCCCAUCGGCAUCUUUUCUUGUCUCGACGAGGAUUGCGUGAUGCCCAAGGCCACCGAUAAGUCUUUCACAGAGAAGCUGAACUCUCUCUGGGAGAAGAAGUCGGACAAGUAUCGGCCGUCUCGUCUGGGCCAAGGAUUCGUCCUCACCCAUUACGCUUCUGAGGUUGAGUACUCCACCGAGGGUUGGCUAGAAAAGAACAAAGAUCCCCUUAAUGAUAAUAUCACCCGCCUGCUCGCCGCCUCAAGUAACGCCCAUGUCGCAAACCUCUUUGCCGAUUGCGCAGAUCCCGACGAUGAACAUGGAGGCGCUAGAAGCCGGGUCAAGAAGGGUCUCUUCAGGACCGUUGCCCAACGCCACAAGGAACAGCUACAUAGCCUCAUGGCUCAGCUUCAUUCGACUCACCCUCACUUUGUUCGUUGUAUCCUCCCUAACCAUAAGAAGAGACCGAAGCAGUUCAACAACUUGCUUGUUCUUGAUCAGCUCCGGUGUAAUGGUGUUCUAGAGGGUAUCCGAAUCGCCCGUACUGGUUUCCCCAAUCGCCUUGCCUUUGCCGAAUUUCGACAGCGGUAUGAAGUCCUCUGCCGUGAUAUGCCCAAGGGAUACUUGGAAGGUCAAUCCGCCGUGGCGAUCAUGCUGGACAAGCUGGGCCUGGAUAGAACCCUCUUCCGUGUGGGGUUGACCAAAGUCUUUUUCCGCGCCGGUGUUCUUGCCGAACUCGAAGAGAAGCGGGACACCUUGAUCACGGAACUUAUGACUCGCUUCCAGGCGGUGGCUCGAGGAUACGUACGAAGACGCAUCGCCUAUAAGAGACUGUUCAGGGCUGAAGCUACGCGGAUCAUUCAAUCCAACUUCCGAGUCUAUUUAGACCUAGUGGACAAUCCUUGGUGGCAGCUCCUUGUCAAGAUGAAGCCCCUACUUGGUAACACCAGGUCGGCAACAGAAGUCAAGAAGCGGGAUGAAAUGAUACGUCAGCUGAACGAGAAAAUCCAGACCGAGGCGGAGUCGAGGCAAAAGCUUGAAGAGGAUAGGCGCAAUACACAUGCCGAAAUGAUGCGCAUUCAGCAAACCCUGGAAAGCGAGAGAGCGCUCGCGCUAGACAAGGAGGAGAUUUUCAAACGCUUGCAAUUGCGCGAGGCAGAGCUUGAGGAUAAGCUGGCUGGUGCUCUUGAUGACCAGGAGAGGCUUGAGGACCAAUUGGAUGAUCUGUUAGCGGCCAAGAAGCAAGCGGAGGUGGAGGUAGAGAAAUAUCGAUCCCAACUGGAGCAAGCUGCUGGUCUUAUUGCCCGCCUCGAGGACGAAAAACAAACACUCGCCCAAAAGGUUGUCGACCUCGAGGCGGCGAUCGAAGACAUUUCACAGAAGCAGUCCCAGCGAAGCGAGCAAGAGGCCCUCCUAGAGGAGGAGAUCAAGAUGCUUCAGAGUCAGCUGGCGAUGAAAGAUAGAAAGACGAAGGAUCUUGAGAGCAGGCUUCUCAAGGCCGAUCAAGAUCUAGAAAUCAAGCUCCACACCGCCCAGAAGGAGCUCCAGUCCUCGAAACUUAGGGAGCAGCACCUUACCCGGGAGAACCGAGACGUUCAGCAACAGCUUUCGCAACUGUCCAAGACUUCAACAGACUACGAGGAUUUGGUCAGGAAGAAGGAAAGCGAGUUGGCCUUACUCCGAAGUGACAAUAAGAAGUAUGAGAUGGAGCGACGUGAUUUUGAAGCGCAAAAGGCUGCCUUGGUCGAGGAGAAGCAAACGGCGACGAAUCGGAUGCGGGAGAUCCAUGCCGAGAUUACCGCAAUGAAGUCUCAACAGUCUCAACUACAACGGGAGGCUGAAGACGCGAGGAACUUGCUACAGGCACGCCUAUCCGAGGACGCUCAAGCAGACCAGAACCGCAAACUUCUAGAGGAUCAAAUCAAGGACCUAAAGGAGGAACUCUACAAGACUCAAAUGGACCUCAGCAGAGAACGACAAUCCCGAGACGACGUUCUCCUCCUCGGCGAGCAUAAGUACGAAACGCUCAAGGAGGAGUAUGAUAGACUUAACGAGUCUAAGAUCAUCAUCGAAAAGGAGCUUUACGUCCAGCAAGACACCUUACGCCGAACCAUGGAGGCACGCGCGACCGCGGAAAAGGAGCGAGACGAGGCGCGUGAUGAAAUCCGGCGCCUCCGAGCGGCGAAGGCCCAGGCGGAGGAGGCGAGGAUCGAGGCCGAAGUCGCAGGUGAAAAGAUGGCCAGCAAGGUCGCCCGCGACCGGGAAGCAAGUUUGAUGAAGGAUCUUGAUGCUGCUCAUGAGCGCCUUCAGUGGUUUGAGGUUGAGUGCGCCAACUUGAACCAGAAGGUCGAGGAUCUAAACAAACUCAUCCUCGAGUCUGGCAACUUUGGCUUAAAGAAUGACCAAGCCAAGGAAAGACUGGAACGAGAACUAGCCACGGUCAAGAGUCGCCUCGCGGCGUCGGAAAAUGAUAACCGCGCCCUCCUCAACAAGCUGCAGCACAAGGGUUUGGAAAUUGCCAGGUCUACCUCCCGAGCGAACGAAGCCUCCCGUAACCAAGCCAUGUCGAUGCAAAGAGAAAAGGCUAGGCUCGAGGAGCAAAACCAUAAGCUUCAUAAGCAACUCGAGGAAUCUCAGCUUAGCGUCGCAUCGCUGGAGAAGAAGGUUGAAAAGCUCCUACUUAACCUCGAAGAUCUUAACCAUGAGGUGGCCCGCGAACUCAAGACAAGUCGGAACGCGGAAAAGAUGUCGUCCAACUUCACAGUUCAACUUGCGGAGGCCAACCGCACCAUUGAGUCUGAGAGGCAGCUCCGCACACAGGCCCAAGGAACGGUGCGCACGCUUCAGGCUACGCUUGAUUCUCGCGACCAGGAAUUGCAGGACCUUCGCGACCAGAUGCUUAGUGUCCUCAAAACUCUCGAUCCGGCGGCAAACCUCAUUCCACCGCAAACGAACGGCGCAGCUGCGGAUAAACACCUCGCAAAAAAUUUCGACCUCAUCCGUAAGAUUGAAGAACUCCAGCAAAACCUUAGGGUACAGACAGCGGCACGAUCAAGCGCAGAGAACCAGCUGGCAGACCUCCGCGCCUCUCGGACUAGCGAGUCUCCCAGCCGACCCAGGCUCGAGGAGAUUCCCCUCAACGAGGCGCCGUUUAACCGAUCGCCUACUCAGAGGCACUCCAAGCUCCACGGCCGUCGCUUCUCUAAUGUCUCAACUCCGAACAGAAAACUCGGUCUCAACGAUGCUGAUCUUCAGGAUUCCGUUAGAUCGGAUCGUACGGCCGAUAUCCUGAGCUUCAACAACCGCAUGGACCUCAAGGCCGAGGUUGAGGAGCUCCAGAACCAGCUUCAACUAGCACAGAUGCAGAACCGACACCUCCAGAGCCAGCUGGACAGGAUGACCCCAGGGCCAGACAGCAUCCUCGACGAAAGUCCCUCUCUCCGUAGAAUGCAGAAACUUGAGCAAGCCAACAGCCGCCUCCAAGAAAUGCUCGAUGACUCUGCUAAGAAGGUUUCCGCAUUGGAGCGAAGCAUCAGGUCUGGCGAACUCUCUCUGCGUGAUCUGCAAACUCGCUCUCAUGAAGAGAUUCUCGAUGUACUUAAUAGCCAAGAGGAGUCGAGGAAGUCGCUCAUUGCCAGCCAUAAGGACGCCGUGGCAGAACUCUCAGACAUCAAAGCACAAUUCGAGAAAACCAGACACGAGCGAGCCAAGGCCGAGGUAGAGCUGCGCGAUGCUAGAUCCGACCUCGAGGAGAUGUCGUUGGCGAGGGAACAGGAGGCGGCGAGCCGUAAUCAGCUCCUUCAAGAGUUUGCUGAUCUCCAGAUCAGACUGGAUGCCGAGACGUCUAAGCUCGCCGACGUGACAUCUAGCUUGAAUCUCUACAAGAGCCGUGCAGAUGAGUACUUCAACAAGCUUGAGCAGGCUGAGAUCGCGGUUCUCAAGGCGAGCCGCGCUGAGCAGUUUGCUAAGGCUCAGGCAAAGGAAGCGGAAGACACUUGCGCCGAGAUCAUGGCGGAGCGGAAGAACAUGGAUGCCUCGAUCGAAGAUCUUCAACGUCAGAACCAGAAACUCGAGGAGAAGUUUGAGGACGUCUCAACCGACCUCGAAGCCGCCCUCCAGUCGAAGAAGCGUCUUCAGCACGAGCUGGAGGACUACCGAAACCAACGCGCAAUGGACAUUGAGGACAAGGAAUCGAGCAUGGAGCAGACGCGUAAGAAGUAUCAGGCCGAGUUCGCGACGCUGACCAAGGAGCUCGACCUCGCCAGGGAGGAGAAGCUAUUCAAGCAAGCCGAGAUUGUGAGACUUCGAGAAGAGCUCGACGAUCUUAGGUCUAAGUGGGACGAUGAAGUGCUCAAUAGCUCUACUUGGUCUAAGGAGAAAUCUCGACUCGAAACAGCGCUCGCCGAUGUGGUUUCUUCGCGAGAUGAAGCCGUCGAUGCCCACAAAGAAGCGCAGGGCAAGAUUGUCUCGCUCCUGUCUCAGGUGCGCAACCUCCGCAGCUCCGUCGACGACGUUACGGCGGAGCGCGACGCGCUUCUCAGGGAGAAGCGCAGCAUUGAGAUUCGCCUCGAGGAAGCCAUGUCUGGCCUGGACGAUCUCACCAGGGGAGAGAACCCGUCCCUGCGUGAUGCUGCCAACAUGGACAAGGAGAUUUUGGAUUUGAAGUCGAAGCUCGCGCAGCAGGAGGAUAUCGCCUUAGCUGCGGUAGAAAAGAUGAGGCGAUCCGAGGCUCUUUCUGCAGAAAUUCAGAAAGAUGCGCUCGUGGAGAGGGAGCUGAGCGCGCAGCUCCAAAAGGACAAGGCAGCCCUCGAGAAGGCCCUCAAUGAGGUCCAAGUCAAGCUAGUCGACCUUGAAACGAAGGGAUACUCUAGCGCCAGCCAGGACAUCAAAUUCCUUCACAAGCGUAUUCAAGAGCUUGAGAACCAACUCGAGACGCAGGAAGAAGAGCGAACCAAGUCCCAGCGCUCGGUCCGAAACGUUGACCGAGUCGUCAAGGACCUCCAGAGUCAGAUCGAGCGCAAGGACAAGCAAAACGCGCACCUAGCCGACGACGUGGCACGCUUCCAGGAGAAGGUCACCAAACUUCUCCAGACCAUUGACGAGCUCCAGGCUUCAGAGUCUACAAGCCAGUUGUCGGCGCGGCGGGCGGACAGGGAGCUACGCGAGGAGCGGGAGAAGUGCUUAAGGCUCGAGCGCGAGCUUGAAGGAUGGAAGUCUCUUAGGAUGGAGAAGGGUUCAUCCAUGGGAAGCAUCGGCAGAACAGGCACUUCCGGGACGUGGAGGUCGUCGCUUGGAGUGACGUGUGAGGACGAGAGUGAGAUCGAGGUGCCCAAGCGGAAGUCGAGCAUUAGUCGUGUGCCGAGCAUGACGAAGGGCUUCUUGUAA
Molecule: messenger RNA, 7023 nt
Organism: Scedosporium apiospermum
Lineage: Eukaryota; Fungi; Ascomycota; Sordariomycetes; Microascales; Microascaceae
Product: Myosin-11
Exons: 3
Coding region: 1-7023 (2340 amino acids)
Cellular component (GO): myosin complex
Molecular function (GO): ATP binding; cytoskeletal motor activity; actin filament binding
Source: RefSeq, a predicted model, not a curated record